AUGGGCCACAAGGUGAAGUACCACACUGUGCAAGAGAGGCUCACUGCAAAGCAUGAGCAGCAAAGGGCGUACGCCGCAUCGCAGAGUCCCCCAGAUUUCCCAGAACAGCAGGAUGACGUUGGCUUAUUUGAGGACGUUGGCUUGUUUGACGAUCCAGAUAGUGAUGUCGACAAAGUUGUGCGUGCUCUGCAUGCGACGCAAUUUCAUUUGUAUGUGGAUGCAGCAUACAUGCAACUGGAUCGACGACUGAAGGCCCCAGAGAUGGACUAA
This is a messenger RNA of Laetiporus sulphureus 93-53, 270 nucleotides long. RefSeq lists its product as uncharacterized. Bases 1 to 270 code for a protein of 89 amino acids. The record is from RefSeq and is a predicted model, not a curated record. The transcript has 2 exons. NCBI's taxonomy places the organism in Eukaryota, Fungi, Basidiomycota, Agaricomycetes, Polyporales, Laetiporaceae.